This is a messenger RNA of Pangasianodon hypophthalmus (striped catfish), 3477 nucleotides long. RefSeq lists its product as uncharacterized. Lineage: Eukaryota; Metazoa; Chordata; Actinopteri; Siluriformes; Pangasiidae. Gene Ontology annotation, molecular function: GTP binding. The coding region runs from base 302 to 2767 and encodes 821 amino acids. The record is from RefSeq and is a predicted model, not a curated record. The transcript is spliced from 6 exons.
GGUAUAAGAAGAACGUGAUUCACACAGGUGGAAGAUGGCAGUCUCACCUCCACCCACACACAGAAUGUGUGGUAGCUGAUGAACAAUAAUUGUUGUGAAUCCAGUUCUGUUAGUGUGUGUGUGCGCGUUUGCUAGGAGAGAGAAUGCACGUGGGAGGGGAUAACCGGGAGCUCCUUCCAGGAGGUUAAGGAGAGAGACAUAGGUUAGGAGACCAGUGGAGGAGUAAAACUGCUGCUACAGCCAAAAAAGAGGCACAGACACUGGUGGAAUUAGACAUACUGGCUGCUGAGGUUCACGAAACAUGGAUAUGCUUAGUAGAGACUCAUCUGGCAGCCAUGGCGGCAUUCCAGAGAUGCGCUUAAUCCUGGUCGGCAACAUCGGCUGUGGGAAGACAGUGACAGCUGACACGCUGCUGAAUGACAGCUCGAGCAUCAGCACCCUCAUGCCAUCACGGCUGAGUGAGGUUCGGCGUGGAGUGUCAGAGGGACGGCACCUCAGAGUGGUCGAGACACCACGAUGGUACUGGAAAGGCGAGCACAUUGACGUCAGUGUGCAGAGAGAGACAGAGAGGGCUCUCAGCCUGGUGGCACCAGGGCCACACGCUUUCCUCAUCCUGGUGCCCGUAGGACAGUUCACUGAGAUGGAGGGCCGAAUUCCCGCUGAGCUGGAGCGUGUUUUUGGCAGGGGCGCACUGGAACACUCCCUGGUACUGCUCACCUGUGGAGAUUAUCUGAUAGGCCGAGACCAUGACCACUACGUCAAGCUAGGUGAGCCUGGACUCAGCGCCAUGGUGAAUGAGUGCGGAGGACGCUGGCAUGUGAUCAAUAACCGCAGACCAGAGGACAGACAGCAGGUCAUAUCAUUGCUGGAGAAGGUGGAGCAGCUAACUGAGACCUCAGGCGGCUGUUACCUGCCGAGCGCCAUGCAGAGAGAGGAGCAUGAGCUCCAGAGGAGGUACAGCUUGCGGGAGGAGGAGUUGGUGCACCUAGAUCACAGCACGCUGACCCAGACAGCAUGGUACAAAGAGGAGACAUGGGAGGAGUCGGGGAGGAGAGGGAAAAUCAGAGUCAGGAGCAUGGGGCCAGCGACAGGGAGGGUGGUAUCACAUCAGCUGGCCAAUGGGCUUCAUUCUCCGCCUGCAGAACUCAAGCAGAAGCAUUCCAGUUUCAAACUGAAGGGCGCCAUUCUCAGUCAGCUGUCAGAGACCGAACCACCAGUCAGAAACCAGAACAACCAGAACUUCAUUAACACCAUCCAUUACCACAUCAGCACCAUUGGUGACACCAGCCCUACUCCACCUUCCAUCCCAUCACCCACAGCUACCAUUACCUCCUACUCUCCCUCCUCUACGUCUUCUGCUACCUUCUCCUCAUCUUCUUCUUCUGCGUUUGCACCUUCCUCUUCCACCAACUUCUCCUCUUCAGCUGCUUUUUCCACUUCCUCCUCCAAUAACAUCUCCUCUUCAACUGCUUUUGCUCCUUCCUCCUCCACUAACUUCUCCUCUUACUCAUCCACUACCCUUCCCUCUUCCCCCACCAAUGGCUCCUUUUACUCCUCAUCCACUACCUUCCCCUCUUCCAGUGCUGUCUCCUCAUCCUCUUCCCACACCAAUGCAUCCUUCUCUUCCUCCUUUACUACCUUCUCCUCUUCUCCCAGCACCGAUGCCUCCUUCUUGUCCUCCUCCACUGCUGUCUCCUCUUCUUCUCCCUGCACCAAUGCCUCCUUCUCACUCCCCUCCACUACUUUAUCCUCUCGCCCCACCACUGCCUCAGCUUCUUCCUUCUCCAGUGGUUCCUCAGACGAACUGAGACUGGUCCUGCUGGGUCGGGCUGGGUCUGGGAAGAGUGCAGCUGGGAAUGCCAUUCUGGGCCGAGACGAGUUUAAGCUGCGUAGAGAUGAUGCCACUGGUGCCACCACACAGUCGUGUGUGAAAGGAACAGCUGUGAUUGGACAGAAACGAGUGGCAGUGGUGGACACUCCAGACUGGUUCUGGCCCAGCUGUCCCCCAGAGAAUCUGGCAACCCAUCUGUCCUCCUGUAUGGAUCUGUGUGCCCCAGGCCCUCACGCCUUUCUACUGUGUGUUCCUGUAACCCUGCCUGGCCGCUCAAACUUGCAUGACCUGGGAUCUAUAAGGAAUUCCUUUGGCCCCGAUGCUAUCCUGAGGCAUACCCUGGUCCUCAUUACACACUCAGACAUGCUGAAGGAUGGAAACGUGGAGGAAUACAUCGCAGCCAAGCGGCCCGAGUUGUUAGAGUUGGUGGAGAAGUGUGGCGACCGCUACCAUGUGUUGAAGCAAGGAAAGAAUGGGGGGAACAUAGAGGAGCUGCUGGAGAAGGUGGAGCAGCUGGUGAAGGAGAGUGGAGGAAGCCAUUACGGCUACCAGGGAGAGGGGGAGUUUGGCAGAGAAAGGAUGACGCAGUUUCGGAGAGGCAGAGGGGGAGAGGAUGAUGUGGACCGAGCCCUCUCAGCAACUCUACAUUCUCUGAGAGAGGAAGAGGAGGUUGAGCAAGAAGAGAAAAAUGCAAAACCAGUGGAAUCCACAGCCUCAUUGGCCACCUCUGUGCUUGGCUCUAUCCUUCGAUUUGUUGGGCAGAAGGUGGGCGAUGGUGCCAAGAAGGUGCCUAAGCUGGUCGCUGGGGGAGCGGUGCUAGGAGGUGUACUUGGGCUGUAUGUUGGAGGACCUGUAGGGGGUGCUUUUGGGGCUACAGCAGGAUCUGUAGCUGCAGAGUACGGAAGAAGAAAAUAUAGCAAACCCAAAACAGACUGAUGGAUAGUAAUGGACAAAUUACUGCCGCAAUAAUGCUCAUAGUCUCUGCAGUCAAUAAUUCAAUGCUAAAGCUGUUUUUAAUUAAUAUGAGUUAGCUCUAAAACAGUUACGUCCUGCAAAAUUUUAACAGCUUGUUAUAAACUGAACUUCUGCACAGGUUUGUACUAUACACAGACUACGGUGAUUUCAGUGGUUUGUUCGAUUGUAUCUUUCACUGACACAGUAGAAGCACCUGAUGGACUUUAUGCAAUAAGGAUUUAACAUGGUGAAAAAGAAAGCACAAGGAGGUUAAGAAACACUAGAAACAUGUAAUUCUGAAACUCAGUACUUAGUCGUACCAUGUCAGAAAGGAUAUUUCUUACCAAAGUUCUGCUAUUAGUCUGUUGAAGACUUUUUAAUCUUAGCUGAACAGUUCAGGAUUCACCACUAAUGUAUUAUCUAAUAUAUCAUUAAACUAAUUGUAUUAUUAUAUAACACGUAUGCCUUGUGUAAAUGCAGUGGUCUGCUAUCUUAUAAUUUUGGUCUUUAAAUUACUUUUUAGGUGUGACUUUUUUUUGGCUGGAAUGGUGUAAAGUGUCUUUUGUAUCAGAAACUCUGAUUAUGGUUUCGGUGUUGAGGGUGGCAAGACUACCAGAAACCACUUCACUACAAAUGGACUUCCAGCAAACUUCUUGGCUUCAUGAAAUUAAAUUUCUAAAUGAGAAACGAGA